AGGAUCAAAAUCAGGACCAUAGUCAUGUUAAUAUUCACAUUGCCCCAACGAUCUGCAUGCACUGUGUGUAGGGGAGGGGGCAAAGUCCACGUGACCGAGUCGAGGGAGGGGGGCUUGGCGGGGUCCCUCCCACAGGAAGUCUCUCUCUCCCCCUCUGUGGGAAGGGGGGCAGGACCUGGCUGGGGGAAGAUCCUGGGAGAGUCUCCCCCCCCCACCCCCGGAGUUGCCAUUUUGGGUUGGCUGUACCCCCGGAUUAUCCAGAAUGUUUGCAUUGACAGAAAAGAACAAAUCCAUUGCUCAGCUGUUAUUGAAUACUGGCACUUGCCCGCGAUGUGUUUUCAGAUUCUGCUGUGUGGGGUUACAGGCAUCUUACAGGCAUCCAUACAAGGAUUUGCUUAGAGAGCUGCAUGAGUUCCUGGAGUACAACAAAGAAAAAGAGGACACAUUUUGUGGUGAAAUAAUUGACCCUCCAUGUAAGAGAAGCAGACUUGAGAACAUGGGAGAAGGAGCUGAAGAUUUGAAUCAAAAUGGGGCCCUGCAGGAGACCUCUGUGGCAGAUGAUGUAGAUGUUACUAUGGGGAACCCUGCUCCCAAGGUUUGCAAUGUCUGCUUGGGAAUCCUUCAAAAAUUCUGUGAGAUGGAUUUUGUUAAGAAGGUGUGCCAGAAGGUUAAUUCUUCUGACUACCAGUUUACUAGCUUUGUAUUUUCUGUAUCGCUCCCACCACAGUUGUCAGUCAGAGAGCAUGCUGCCUGGCUGCUGGUAAAAGAGGAAAUGGGAAAACAGGGCCUGUCUCUGGCAAAAGAGGAUAUUGUUCAGCUGAAAGAUGCAUACAAGUGGAUUAUUCAUCCUUUGUUCUCGGAGGAGUUGGGUGUUCCUGUUGAUGGCAAGAGCUUGUUCGAAGUGAGUGUGGUCUUUGCUCACCCGGAAACUGAUGAGGAUUGCCAUUUCCUAGCCACAGUAUGUCCAGACUGUUUCAAGCCAGCAAAAAAUAAACAGUCUGUUUUCACAAGAAUGGCAAUUAUAAAGGCUUUGGACAAGAUAAAAGAAGAGGAUUUCCGUAAGCAUUUUCCAUGUCCCCCAAGGUCACCAACGCGUAUCUGUGCUGCUCUGGAAAUUGAGUGCACAAAUGGUGCAAUUUUUGUGGCUGGAAGGUACAACAAAUAUUCAAGGAAUUUACCACAAACUCCCUGGAUAAUAGAUGGAGAACGAAAGCUGGAGUCUUCAGUGGAAGAGCUGAUUUCAGAGCAUCUAAUGACAGCAUUUAAAGCAGAUAGUUUUAAUUUUUCAUCCUCGGGAAGAGAAGAUGUGGAUGUGAGAACACUAGGCAAUGGAAGGCCCUUUGCAAUUGAGCUUGUGAAUCCUCAUAGAAUACAUUUUACUGCCAAGGAAAUGAAGGAACUUCAGCAGAAAAUUAAUAACUCUUCAGACAAAAUAAAAGUUCGAGAUUUACAGCUUGUCACCAGAGAGGCAAUUGGACACAUGAAAGAGGGGGAGGAGGAAAAGACAAAGACCUACAAUGCUUUAAUAUGGACAGACAAAGCAAUACAGAAGGAAGAGAUUGCAAUUCUAGAUGAUAUGAAGGAAUUAAAGAUUGAUCAAAAAACCCCUCUGCGGGUUCUUCACAGAAGGCCCUUAGCUGUAAGAUCUCGUGUCAUUCACACCAUGAAAUCUGAAUACAUAGAUGACCAUCACUUCCGUCUGCGUCUGAAAACUCAGGCAGGAACUUACAUUAAAGAGUUUGUACAUGGAGACUUUGGAAGAACAAAACCCAAUAUUGGCUUCCUACUUAAGAGAACUGCUGACAUUCUGGAGCUGGAUGUGGAGUCUGUGGAUGUUGAUUGGCCUCCAAGCCUGAAUGAUUAGAGUCCUUCAAGUUGGGAAGAACAAGAGUGACUCGACUGUUAUCAGAAGCUGACAAUGGAUUGAACUGUGUACUGUAUGAUAACUUGUUUAUCCCCUGCAAAAUAUUUUCAUUGAUAUUUGGAUCAUGUUGAUCUGUCAGGGUUUUUUUUAAUUGGCUGAAAAACUCAGGAUCAGUUGAUGCUUGAUCAAUUAAUUUACAGCCUUAUUGUAAAUAAAUUACAGCCCUGUGCAAAGGGGUCUUUGACAGGCCGAUAUAUUAAGAGCAGUAAAUGUUUUCUUUUUAAAACAAUUAUUUAGCAAGAUGUCCAAAUCCUGAUCUUUGCAAGAUAUACAAAAUAUGCUUUCCUGAAUACUGUUUGAAACCCUUUGAAUGAAAAGAGAAGUUCCCCUCCAUCAAACCACACAUACCAUAUGUCAUCUAAUUUUGUUCCCAACCAAAAAAAAGUCAAAGCAUGUUUGUAUCCGAUACCAUAAGCAUAAUUUUCUUAUCUAGAUAUUUGUAAAACUUCCCAGAUCAGCUGUCUAAGAGCCUGAUUGUAAGUAUGCCAAAGACUAUUCAUGUAAAUAAUUGUCAGGAUUAGAUCCUAAGCAAUCAGUUGUAGAUUGCUAAUAUUGAAUUCUGAAAUCAAUGGGGUGCUCCAAAUGUGAAAUACUGUUCAGCAUGAGUAGGAACAGCUGAAUCUGGCCUCCAAUAUUGUUCCAAUAUAUGUACUAGUGCUGGUUGGAGUUUUGACUAUUUGGGGGGUGGGGAAAACUGAAAACUUUAAACACAAAAAAUGCAGGUGAGAAAUGUAGGUGAUGCCUUAUGGGAUUUGUAGCUCAGGUACGUCAUAUUCCUAUUCUCUUCAGAGUCAGUGUCCAGUGUACAUCACCCAUGUCUGUCUUCUUCCUGAGCUCCCACGUGCAGCAUGAGAGACACAGUCUGGCUGGGGAACCCACUACAUGCAGGAGAGUGGGGGCAUAAGGCACCCAGUUCUUUAAUGUACCAUAGUGGCAUUACCGAGUAGAAAUAUUUGAAGGUUUUCUUGACAAAAGUUGGAAAUUUCUACUAAAAGCAGGCAAUUUUUUUUUUGUUGGAAAAGCGAAUCUAUUUGAAAACUCAACUUCCCAUCACAAAAACAGUUUUAAUUGAAUUGGUUUAAUUUCAUUUCAUUGUGCUUCUUAUUUAGUAUAAUACAGGCAGGUCCAAGUUCCAUUAGGAAAGAAUUGUAAAAGUGGAAACAUGUUUAUGUUGCAUUUUGCAUGGUUUACACCAUGUCCUACUUCCUAUGCAAAAAGAGCAAGACAAAUAGAAAGUUCUAAGUCAUGACAGAAUUGUAACAUCAAGUAUAUAAAAGGUGUAAUCUAAAGAAAGACAAGUAAUUCACUAGCCAUGUGGCUCUAGGCCAGCAGUAGGUAUUGGAAUGGUAAGUCUGUAGUAUAGCUAAUUUUCUGUCAGUUUUUGUCAGCAAAAACAUUUGAGGCCUGUCUGCGCUUCCAGUGAUGAAUCACAAUGCCCAACUUUGCCACUGUAGCUGCAGCUAAAAUAUAUAGAAGAAUAUGGAAACCUGUGUAUAAAUUAAGUAGUCCAUACUUUAAUAUGUAAGUGUAAAAUGGCCUCAUGUUGUUCUCAUUUAAUCAGAAAUGAUCAGGACUCUCUUAAAAUAUGUCUAGCUAUAUUUGAUAAAAAUCUAGACUUCCAUGUGAGUGCCUCCAUAGAACUGUUUCUGCUCCUAUGAAGCCUAGAGAAAUGAAUGAUACAGAUGCAGGAAGAAAUUGAAGGAAUUUGGAAUUAGUGAAGAGGCUGUUUCUGCGGGUACGUCUACACUGCAGAGAAGAUCGAAGCUGCCACUGUUGAUCUUCCAGGGUUCAAAUUAGUAAGUCUAGUUAAGACAGCUAAUUCGAACUGAGAAGGGCACUCCAGUCGAUGUCAGUAGUCCUGCUUUCCUGCAGAGUAAGGGAAGUUGAAGGGAAAGUGUUCUUCCUUUGACUUCCUGCAGCAUGGACAGCAUCAAAAGUCGAGUUAAGGCACUUUAACUUCAGUUACACAAUUAAUGUAGCUGAAAUUGCGUAACUUAAUUUGACUUUGUCACAUAGCAUAGACAUUGCCUGGUAUAUUUCUGACUCACUCAGGGUUUCUCCAGUCAGUACUAUUAUUUAUGUGGUGGUGACGAGGCAGGAGGGGUGGACUGCAUAGAUUUCAGCAUGACAAGCUGCGUUUUGUCAGCUUCCACUGUAGAGCCAGGUCUCAGUGGCUGUAGCUCUGCUAACGUCAAGUGAGCUCUGAGGUGCUUGUAUGGAAUAUUCAUAGUAAGAUGCCCAUCUAUGCAACCAUCAUAUGAUGUUCAGUGGCUAUGUAGUGAAAGCAAUCACAGAAAACACAAAAUGCUAAAAAGCUAAUGUAAUUUGUUUUGCGCUGUUAAAAUCCAUAAGUUUAACAAGAAAAUAAACCCUUCUCUCUUUCA
This is a messenger RNA of Pelodiscus sinensis (Chinese soft-shelled turtle), 4308 nucleotides long. It is a transcript of the gene PUS10, whose product is annotated as pseudouridine synthase 10. The record is from RefSeq and is a predicted model, not a curated record. Lineage: Eukaryota; Metazoa; Chordata; Testudines; Trionychidae. Gene Ontology annotation, molecular function: pseudouridine synthase activity; RNA binding. Gene Ontology annotation, biological process: tRNA pseudouridine synthesis.